Molecule: messenger RNA, 4041 nt
Organism: Closterium sp. NIES-65
Lineage: Eukaryota; Viridiplantae; Streptophyta; Zygnematophyceae; Desmidiales; Closteriaceae
Source: the annotation of a GenBank genome assembly
AUGGACAACCCUGGCGAAUUACUCAAGGGCUACCAAUUUCGCCAAGAGCUUUUCACAACUGCCGUGCUUCAAUCACAGCAUCUGGCUGCGCUCGCGGAUGUGCCAGCAGCAAACCCCUCCUUGACGUUCCCUUAUCUGCUGAUACUAUUUUUGAGGCGCGUAAAAAAAAUAAUUCCAUGUUUCGUCUUCCCUCUCCGUUGCCCAAUCACAGCCAUCCGGCUGGCGUUCGAGGAUGUUCAGGCAGACUCCUCCUUGACGUUCCCCUAUCCGCUGAGGCUCUCUUUUGCACUGCAGACGAUGCUUGACGACGCGCUGCUGGUGCUGGGGCCUGAAUACUCGUCCCAGGCUCACAGCAUUAUCGACCUGUGCCGCGACUACCAGGUGCCGAUGCUGAGCUUCUCGGCAACGGAUCCCACACUGUCUUCCAAAGGGCAGUUCCCCUACUUCGUGCGUCUGAGCCACAGCGACCAGAUGGAGAUGGAGGUGAUAGCGGACAUACUGCAGUACUACCAGUGGCACCAGGCCAUCAUGAUCUAUUCAGACGAUGAGUUUGGGCACAAUGGCAUAGACGCCCUCACAAACAUCCUCAUGGCUAAGUCGCAGCAGCUGCCGCUGCAGUUCUCCAACAAGGUAGCUCUGGACCCGCGGGCCACUAAUGAAGAGAUAACGCAGCUGCUGCGCGCCAUGCAGUCCUCUGAGACCUCCGUCUUUGUCGUCCACGUCGCCUCCUCCAACGUGCUCUUCCUCCUGGACGAAGCGCAGCGCAUGGGGCUGAUGAGUGAGGGGUACGUGUGGAUAUCCACCGAGGGAGCUAUCUCCCUUCUCAUGGGCGCUAACAUGAACUCCACCUACCUCAGCUCUCUCACUGGCAUGGUGGGCACACGAGUGGCCAUUCGGGACAACCCGCGCUUGCUGGAGUUUAAGAGGCGAUGGAAGAACCUCGACACCGUCAAGUACCCCGGCUCUGGCACUGACACUGUCUCCCCCUACUCACUGCUUGCCUAUGAUGCCUUCUGGGUGGCGGCCCGUGCGCUGCACAACCUCUCCCACCUGCCAGGCGCCAGCUUUCCCUUCCGCCCGCGCCGCCCUGUUCUGCCCCCGGAUGGUGGGGGAAGCACCGAUUUUGUGCGGCUCAAAGUCAGCAAGGCUGGCGUGAGGAUAUUGGAGGAGCUUGUCAAGACUAAGAUGGAUGGAAUCAUUGGAAAGGUUGCAUUUGACAAGAACCACGACCGUGUGGGAGUGAGCUACGAGGUGGUCAAUCUGGUGGCGUCAAACUUUGAAACGCUCGGUUACUGGGAGCAGGGCAAGGGUCUCGUGGCUGCCCCUUCGAAAGAGCCAUCCAACACCACCCUCAAGCCUGCUGUGUGGCCUGGCAAUACCUCCAAGUUCCCCCGUGGCUGGUUACCAUCCAAAGGCAAGGCGUUACGCAUUGCAGUCCCGUUCGGCCCUUCGGCUGUGGAGCAGUAUGUGAGCCGCACUCCAGAUGGCAACUUCUCAGGCUUAUGUGUGGAGGUGUUUCAGCGAGCCAUGGCGCUGCUGCCGUACCCAGUGGGGUACUCACUCGUGGCAUAUGACUUCAGGGGGAGCUUCUACGAGGACCUCAUUCACCGUGUCGCCAACAAGGAGUAUGACGGGGCGGUGGGCGACAUCACAGUCACAGCAGACCGCGCUCAGAUCGUGGACUUCACACAGCCCUUCAUGGAGUCAGGGCUGGGGCUGGUGGUGCCGGUGCUGCAGGGCGACCCAGCCAACCCCUGGGCGUUCCUGUACCCGUUCACAGGGAGCAUGUGGGCGCUCAUGAUCGCAUCCAUAGUCUUCACCGCGGCUGUCAUCUGGUACCUCGAGCACAACCAGAACCUUGACUUUGGCGGAGGGCCGUAUCACCACCAGCUCACCACCAGCCUCUGGUUUUCCUUUGCUAGCAUGGUUCGCUCACAAGAGCAGCACGUGGGCACAGUGCUGGGCCGCUUCGUGGUGAUUUCGUGGCUCUUUGUGGUUCUCAUCGUCACCUGCAGUUACACCGCCAAUCUUACCUCCAUCCUCACUGUUAACAACCUCACUCCCCCUGUACAGUCCCUGGCUGGCAGCAGUGAUCACACCGGGCUCCAUGGUGGGUCUAUCUCAGCGGCUGCUGUGGCAUUCCAAUGCUUCUCACUUGCAGCAGUCAUCACAUCGGGCUCCGGCUCCCUGGCAGCAGUGAUCACAUCGGGCUCCGUUGUGGGCUAUCUCAACGGAUCCUUCUCCGAGAAGCACCUGCUGGGCUUUGGCGUCCGCAGGAAGCAGCUGCAGCCACUCAACAGUGUGAACGAGUACGCAGAGGCCAUGCUGAACGGCACCGUCGUGGGGGUGGUGGACGAGCGUCCCUUCCUGGAUCUCAUUCUCACGCAAGACUGCACAUUCACCACGGGGGACGCCGAUAUUUCCACCCUCGGAUGGGCCUUUGCUUUUCAGAAGGGGUCAAAUCUGGCCGUUGAUCUGAGCAAGGCCAUCGCCCAGCUGAGCGAAACAGGCCAGCUGCGAACCAUCCACAGCAACUACGUGCCUAACAACCUGACGUGCAGUGGGGACGCCAGCGGGCAAUCAUCGGAUAGUCUGGGAGUGGAGGGGUUUCAGAACCUGUUCAUUCUCUACGCUGCCAUGGCCACCUUCGCCUGCCUCAUGUACCUCGGUGUGCUGCUCUACCGCGGCCACCUUGCCAAGAAGGAGUUGGAGGAGGAGGGAGAGGAAGUGAGUGGGGGCAUGUCUGCGAUCAAGGCGAAGCCAUGGAUGAACCCUUUCAAGCACUUCAUCUACCUCUAUAACCUCGGUGUGGCAUGGAGCAUUGCUCGCAAUAUUGAAUGUGACGAGGACGAGCCGUUUUAUGACGCAGACACGUUUGAUGUGUACGAAGGCACAUCGUUCAACCAAUCAGAUCGAGAUGCUGCUGCCGGAGAGAUUUUGCCCGCGAGAUUGCUGCCGUCGCAGAUUAAGAACAAGCAGAAGCGGUCGGCAGUGACGGCGAAGCUUCGCGCGGAGAAGGAGAAGGGGAAGAAGCAGCGGCUGAAGCGGCGGCGGCAAGAGGAGGAACGCGCAGUAGCGCUUGGGGAAGCGGCCCCACCGCGGAAGGUAGCUCGCACCAUCGACAGCACGCGGGAGGUGGACGAGACUAUAGCGCAGCCCGACGACGACGAGCUACAUGCAGACGAGGCACAGGACGAGUUCGCGCCGCACUUCAACCGAGAGAGGCCGCCCAAAGUGCUCAUCACCACAUGCCAACGGAUACACCCGACAAUGAAGCAGUUUAUCAAGGAGCUUUUAGUGGUCAUUCCAGGGUCGGAGUACUAUGAGAGGCGGCAAUAUCGCAUCAAGGAGAUAGUGCAGUACGCAUCAGCGAGGGACUACACCGCAAUGAUUGUGGUCAACGAGAAUCGGAACAAGCCAAAUGCACUCAUGCUCAUCGGCCUGCCAGAAGGCCCCACUGCUCUCUUCAAGCUUUCCAGUCUCGUCCUGAGGAAAGACAUCAAGAAUGCAGGGCGGGCAACAGGGCACCUCCCAGAGCUUAUUCUCAACAACUUCUCCACACGCCUGGGACACCGAGUGGGACGUCUGCUGGCGUCUCUGUUUCCGCAGGACCCGGAGUUCAAGGGCAGGAGAGUGGUCACGCUGCACAACCAGCGCGAUUUCAUCUUCUUCCGCCACCACAGGUACAUAUUCGAAGAUCCGGAGAGUAGAGACGAGUCGCUGGGGUUGAGAAAGAAGAAGGCGAGGGAGGAGAAGGAGAGGGCGGGCCUGCUGAAGCGCAAGAAAGCGGCGGAGGCGGCGGCAGCAGGGAAGAAGACUGGCAGCUUGGGCGCCUCUCUGGGCAUUUUCACGCGCCUGCAGGAGUGUGGUCCGCGAUUCACUCUCAAGCUUAUGAGUGUGCAGCGGGGGACGUUUGACUCAAAGGGAGGAGAGUACGAGUGGGUGUACAAGGUGAGUCACUUCGUGAUGGUGGGUGUACAAUGUGGGUUCCUUUUUGCGAGUGGAGGUGAGUUUCUUUCUGUGAGUGGGUGUGCAGGGUGA